Molecule: messenger RNA, 1311 nt
Organism: Botrytis fragariae
Lineage: Eukaryota; Fungi; Ascomycota; Leotiomycetes; Helotiales; Sclerotiniaceae
Exons: 1
Coding region: 1-1311 (436 amino acids)
Source: RefSeq, a predicted model, not a curated record
AUGGCAACUCAACAUAUUUUAGCCUCAGCUGCUCAAAACGCGCAUCUACUUUCCAUACUUUCACGAACGGAUCAUGCACCGUCUGAAUAUAUUCAAAUCACACAAUACCAAUCAUCUAUCGAGAGUAUCAUCACCCAGCAAGAGCAACGAGUAAAAACUUUGGUUGCAGCAAGUGCAAAGGAACACCAAGACUACGACGAAUAUCAAGGUUCCACUGUAAAACGUCUGGCGUACAAAUUACGUGGAAGAAAAGACAAAUUUAUCGAGGUGGGAGAACAAGAACACCGAGAAUGGUUGAAUGCAAUUCAGAAGGAGUUGGAAGCCAAGCGUCAUUUGAGUCAUCUCAACGAUACACUUCAAGAUGCUAAAUCCAAAGCUUCGUCGUUGAGACCUUUGGUAGAAGAACACAAUGCAGCACAGGCUGAAUUGGAUGCUCUUUACAAUUCUAUAUUUUCUGGUCCAUCACAUGAUUUCCCAACGGAAGAUACAAAGGAACAUAUCCUUUCUCGUGCCAAAAAUUCGUUUAACGAGGGACAAUUACUGCUAAGUACCGAAUCCAACGUUUUGUUGAUCUUGCAGAAAGCUUCCACCGUCAUGAACCAGUGCAUCGUGACUCUGGAUUAUGCGUUACAGUCAUCAAAUAUUAAUGCAUGGGGAGUCGAUGGAGGAUUCGAUUAUAUGAUGGAACGAUCUUCAUUUGCAAAAGCUCAUCAUCUUUCUUCUCAAGUAGAAGUGUUGGUUUCUCAAGCACGACAAAUGCAACCAGCCGUUCAACCUUUGGGUCCGAUGAACAUUGCACAAGGAAGCUUAAUGUCCGAUGUCAUUUUCGACAAAACUUUCUCUGACCUCAAAAUUCAAGAGAACAUCGAAAAGUCCAAGCGGCAGGUGGCCGCAGCAUGGUCACGAUUAUCUCAAGAGAUAAAGAAUAGCAAUGAACGUCUGGUUAACUUUCGUGAGGAGGUUAAAGAAAAGAAGAAAUUUCUGCAAGUGAAAAGGAAGGAGUUACAAGAUGAACGGGCGGCUUUAUUUGAGAAAGUGAUCGCGAGUGGCCAAAUCCCGGAAAGUUCUCAGCAACCACAAAGCAAUGUUCAAGUAGAACACAGUGAGUCUCCGGAGCAAGGUCCUCCACUGCAGUGGGACAGUCAGCAACAUAUACAUUAUUCGUUGUUUGGAGGAGGCUACCAAGAACAGCCCAAUGAACCGGAACUGUACCGCAUCCCGCCAGCAGGGACCUAUGGUUUUCAGAAUUCAGAUUCAAACCAUCCUCAAACGGAAUUAUCGAUGCCAGUUCCCAUAUGGUAUUCAUCAUAA